CGAGGGCUAAAUUAUUUCAGCUCGCCUUGUUAAACCCAGGCUCGGCUACUCAUUUAUCGGAACAAGGAGAGUGCAGACAAACCAAUCAUACGCAGAUCGUAGCAAAAUCCACCAAUUUGCAUGCCACCAUGCUCAUCCCCUUGCUCCUCCUGCUCUUCUCCAGCCUACAGCUCCCUACGACUGCCAUCGACACCCUCGCUCUAGGCCAAGCACUCCCAUGGAACGAGACACUGGUGUCCAAGGGCGGCGAGUUCGAGCUCGGCUUCUUCUCCCUCGGCAACUCCGGCAAGCACUACGUCGGCAUCUGGUACAAGAAGAUCUCCAAGCAAACGGUCGUCUGGGUGGCGAACCGAGAGCACCCGGUUGUCAAGCCGUCGACCUCCCGCUUCAUGCUCAGCAUCCACGGCGAGCUGCUUCUCCUCACGACGCCGUCGGACACCUUGCUGUGGUCGUCCAACGCGUCCUCCCGGUCGCCCCCGAGCACCACCGUCGCCACGCUCCAGGACGACGGCAACCUCGUGGUGAGGCGGAGCAACGCGACGUCGUCGUCUGCCUACCUGGUGUGGCAGAGCUUCGACCACCCCACCGACACCUGGCUCCCCGGGGCCAGGCUCGGCUACAACAGGGGCGCCGGCGUCCACAGCUUCCUCACUUCGUGGUCGGACGCCGAGAACCCGGCGCCCGGCGCGUUCACGAUGGAGAUCGACGCGCGCGGGCAGCCCAAGUUCGACCUGUUUUCCGACGCCGGCGGCGGCGAGCACCGCCAGUACUGGACGACCGGCCUGUGGGACGGCGAGAUCUUCGUGAACGUGCCGGAGAUGCGGUCGGGCUACUUCGCCGGGUUCCCCUACGCGCGCAACGGCACUGUUAACUUCUUCAGCUACCACGACCGGAUCCCGAUGAUGGGCGCCGGCAACUUCAUGCUUGACGUCAACGGGCAGAUGCGGCGGCGCCAGUGGAGCGACAUGGCCGGGAAGUGGAUCCUCUUCUGCUCGGAGCCGCACGACGCCUGCGACGUCCACGGUUCGUGCGGCCCCUUCGGGUUGUGCAGCAACACCACCAGCCCCGCAUGCCAGUGCCCCGCCGGCUUCGCGCCGCGGUCGGAGCAAGAGUGGAAGCUGAGGAACACCGCCUCCGGGUGCGAGAGGCGGACCUUACUGGACUGUACCAAAGACAGGUUCAUGCAGCUGCCGAACCCCGUGCAGCUCCCGAAUGGCUCGUCGGAGGCCGCCGGAGUUAGGGGUGACAGGGACUGCGAGCGCACUUGCUUGAAAGAUUGCUCCUGCACCGCGUACGUGUACGAUGGAACAAAGUGCUCCAUGUGGAAGGGCGAGCUCGUUAACUUGAGGGCCCUCUCGACUGACCAAGGUGGCGAUCCUGGCCUCGCCGGAGUUCUUCUUCACCUCCGCCUCGCGCGCUCGGAGGUGGCAGCGUCGUCAUCGUCACCGGGGCAUUCCUGGAAGAAAUCGAUGGUGAUCCUCGGGAGCGUAGUUGCGGCCGUGGUGGUGCUCCUGGCAAGCCUCGUGAUUGGGGUGGCGGCGGCGGUGAUGCUGCGGAGGCGGCGGGGGAAGGGGAAGGUGACGGCGGUGCAGGGGCAGGGCUCGCUGCUGCUGUUCGACUACCUGGCCAUGAGGACCGCCACGAGGAACUUCUCAGAGAAGCUCGGUGGCGGGAGCUUCGGCACGGUGUACAAGGGCGUACUCCCGGACGCGACGCCGGUGGCCGUGAAGAAGCUGGACGGGCUCCGGCAGGGCGAGAAGCAGUUCCGAGCCGAGGUGGUCACCCUGGGCGUGAUCCAGCACGUCAACCUCGUCCGCCUCCGGGGCUUCUGCUCCGAGGGGAACAAGAGGGCGCUCGUGUACGACUACAUGGCCAACGGCUCGCUGGACUCGUACCUGUUCAAGAGCGGGAGCGGCGGCUCGGCGGCGAAGGUGUUGAGCUGGGGCCAGAGGUACGGCGUCGCGCUGGGCAUGGCCAGGGGCCUGGCGUACCUCCACGAGAAGUGCCGCGAGUGCAUCAUACACUGCGACAUCAAGCCGGAGAACAUCCUCCUCGACGACGAGCUGGGCGCCAAGCUCGCGGACUUCGGCAUGGCCAAGCUCGUGGGCCACGACUUCAGCCGCGUGCUGACCACGAUGCGCGGCACGCUCGGGUACCUCGCGCCGGAGUGGCUCGCCGGCUCGCCGGUCACCGCCAAGGCGGACGUGUACAGCUUCGGCCUCGUGCUGUUUGAGCUCGUCUCCGGCCGGCGCAACAACUCCCCGUCGGAGAAGGGAGGCUACGGGAUGUACUUCCCGGUGCACGCCGCGGUGAGCCUGCAUGAGGGCGACGUGGUCGGGCUGCUCGAUGAGAGGCUGGCCAAGGAGGCCGAUGUGAAGGAGAUGGAGAGGCUCUGCAGGAUCGCCUGCUGGUGCAUCCAGGACGAGGAGGCUGACCGGCCGACCAUGGGGCUCGUCGUGCAGCAGCUUGAAGGAGUCGCCGACGUCGGCUUACCGCCGGUCCCGUCCCGGCUUCACAUGCUGGCAAAGGUGAACGCAGGCGCCGGUGGAGGUGAACAGGAUGAAUUCUAUUCAGAGAGCAGUAACAAAGUAGCGACAGAAAAGGCGUGAGAGAGAAAAUUAGCCACAUCAUAUAACUCGAGUGAAUAUGAAAUGCUUGUAUGGUUUGACGGUAGUUAAUUUUCCUUUUGUGCGUCGGAUCAUGGAAGUUCGAAGGAGCAGUGCCCUGGUAGUAGUAUUAAGCUAGUACAGUACUAUGUUAGAAUUUUUAGGGAAUGGAUCUGGAAAAUUUUAGAACUGCAUUA
Molecule: messenger RNA, 2803 nt
Organism: Aegilops tauschii subsp. strangulata
Lineage: Eukaryota; Viridiplantae; Streptophyta; Magnoliopsida; Poales; Poaceae
Product: G-type lectin S-receptor-like serine/threonine-protein kinase At2g19130
Biological process (GO): protein phosphorylation; recognition of pollen
Molecular function (GO): protein serine/threonine kinase activity; ATP binding
Source: RefSeq, a predicted model, not a curated record